Momordica charantia (bitter melon) is the source of this 4073-nucleotide messenger RNA. The record is from RefSeq and is a predicted model, not a curated record. NCBI's taxonomy places the organism in Eukaryota, Viridiplantae, Streptophyta, Magnoliopsida, Cucurbitales, Cucurbitaceae.
AAAAGAAACACAAAUUAUAUGUAAUGAAAGCAAUGGUUUUUUUUUUCUUCUGUUGGAGGAUCACGUCGCAGUGAAACGAUGAAUCCACAAGCAUUCUAUUGCAUUGCAGCUUCUUCUUCGUUUAUUCCCCGAUUUCUUUCCACAGUUGCAGUUUCUGGUUUCAAUCUCGCCAGAUAACAGGUGGAUUUGGAGAAUUUUGAUGAGAGGUCAGAAGAGAAGGAAGCAGCGCAUGCAUCUAUGAAGAAGACUGGGGUACGCAGGUCGCCACCGCACUACCUGAUGCAAUUGUCGCUCGUCGACAUUGUUGUGCUUCUUCUUCAUGCGGUUUCCCCACGAUCUUCUCAGAUGGAAUGGCAGAUCCUGCUAGCUAUGGGAAUCACGAGCGUGACGUUGAGCAAGCAAUUAUCACUUUGAAAAAAGGAAGUCAACUAAUCAAGUAUAGCAGAAAAGGAAAACCGAAGCUCUGCCCAUUCAGAAUCUCUACUGACGAAACCACGCUGAUCUGGUACUCACAUGGAGAAGAAAGGAGCUUGAAACUAUCUAGCAUCUCACGAAUUAUCCCAGGACAAAGAACUGCUGUGUUUAGAAGGUAUUUGAGGCCUGAAAAGGAUUACUUAUCAUUUUCGUUAUUGUAUAGAAACGGGGAACGGUCACUUGAUUUGAUCUGCAAGGAUAAAGGUGAAGCUGAAGUCUGGCUUGUUGGCCUUAAGAAUUUAAUUUCUUCAAGAACACAGCAUGGACGUACUAGGAGUGAUUUUUCAGAAUUUCAGGAUGGUAGUGAUUUCUUUCAUAGUGGUCGACCUUUUGGUGCAACCUUAGAAUUUAGUAACAGCAUAGCUCGUGGAAGGGAUUCGAUUGAUUUAAAUUACCGUGAGUCUUCAUUGCAUUUCGUAAGUUCAGAUGUGGGUUCAGAACGUGCAAAUAUGCAACUAAGAACAAGUGGUGGAGAUGGUUUCCGCAUCAGUGUAUCAAGCACUCCUAGCUGUUCAAGUGUAGGAUCAGGACCAGAUGAUAUAGAAUCACUGGGUGACGUUUAUGUAUGGGGUGAGAUUUGGUCUGAUGUAGUUUUACCUGAUGGAUCUGCAAAUCCAAUACCAGUAAGGAACGAUGUGCUGGUUCCAAAGCCAUUGGAGUCGAACGUUGUUCUUGAUGUUCAGCAGAUUGCUUGUGGUUCCCGACACAUUGCUCUUGUAACGAGGCAAGGUGAGGUUUUCACAUGGGGUGAAGAAUGUGGGGGACGGCUUGGUCAUGGAACUGAUAGAGACUUUAGUCGCCCUCAUCUUGUUGAGUUUCUGGCAGUUAGUAAUGUAGACUUUGUGGCUUGUGGUGAGUAUCAUACAUGUGCCGUGACCAAUUCAAACGAUUUAUUCACUUGGGGCGACGGCAUCUUUAAUGCUGGUGUUCUUGGCCAUGGCACUGAUGUGAGUCACUGGAUACCCAAAAGAGUUAUCGGUCCUUUAGAAGGACUUCAAGUUUUAUCUGUUGCAUGUGGCACGUGGCAUUCAGCAUUAGCAACUUCCAAUGGAAAACUAUACACAUUUGGUGAUGGAACAUAUGGUGUAUUAGGCCAUGGUGAUAGGGAGAGCGUGGCAUAUCCAAGAGAGGUGCAGCAAUUGAGUGGACUUAGGACCAUAAAAGUUGCUUGUGGAGUCUGGCAUACUGCUGCUAUUGUUGAGGUUAUGGGUCAGACUGGUUCAAAUAUGUCGUCUAGGAAGUUGUUCACUUGGGGAGAUGGUGACAAAUACCGUUUGGGUCAUGGAAACAAGGAAACUUAUCUCCAACCUACUUGUGUUUCUUCACUCAUAGACUACAAUUUCCACCAGUUAGCAUGUGGACACACCAUGACUGUGGCCCUUACCACAUCAGGUCAUGUGUUUACCAUGGGUGGGACUGCAUAUGGGCAGCUUGGCAAUCCAACUUCUGAUGGAGUUAUUCCUUGCUUGGUGCAGGAUAGAUUAGUUGGUGAAUUCGUUGAAGAAAUUUCAUGCGGCGCAUAUCAUACAGUUGUUCUCACAUCCAGAAAUGAAGUAUUUUCUUGGGGCAGGGGUGUCAAUGGAAGAUUAGGACACGGAGAUAUAGAAGAUAAGAAGACCCCAACACUCGUGGAAGCACUCAAGGACAGGCAUGUUAAAAGUAUAUCUUGUGGCUCAAGUUUCACUGCAAGUAUAUGCAUUCAUAAGUGGGUUUGCGGGGCAGAUCAGUCAAUUUGCUCUGGUUGUCGUCAAGCAUUUGGUUUCACCAAGAAGAGGCACAAUUGCUAUAACUGUGGGCUGGUGCAUUGUCAUGCAUGCAGCUCCAAGAAAGCUUUAAAAGCAGCACUGGCACCUACCCCAGGAAAACCACAUCGAGUUUGCGAUUCUUGCUAUGCUAAACUUAAAUCUGCUGAGGCUGGUAACAAUUUUGCUGUAAAUAGAAAAAUGACAUCCAAUCGUCGCUCAACAGAUUACAAGGAAAGAUAUGAUAGAGGGGAGGUGAGACCCUCUCGUAUUCUAUUGUCUCCCACCACGGAACCGGUUAAAUAUCAUGAGAUUAAAUCAGUAAAACCAGGGAGUAGGCCAACUUCUCCUUCUAUGGUCCGAGCUUCUCAGGUGCCAUCUCUUCAGCAACUGAAAGACAUUGCAUUUCCAAGUUCGCUGAGUGCUAUUCAAAAUGCUUUGAGGCCUGCAGUCGUAGCACCACCAUCACCACCACCAAUGGGCAAUUCAAGACCUGCAUCACCAUACUCAAGGAGGCCAAGCCCUCCACGCUCAACUACUCCGGUAUUUUCAAGGAGUGUUAUCGAUAGUCUCAAGAAGUCAAAUGAGACGCUGAAUCAAGAAAAUUCAAGGCUUAAAAGCCAACUUAAGAGUUUGAAGCAGAAAUGUGAUAUUCAAGAUACGGAAAUUCAGAAAUUGCACAAAAAUGUAAAUGAAGCAGCUUCAUUAGUUGAAGAAGAAUUCUCCAAGGGCAAAAUAGCAAAGAAAUUAGUUACAACAAUAACAGACCAGUUGAAGGAAAUCACAGAGAAACUGCCAGAGAUAUCCGAGGGUGAAACUUUCAAAGCCAUGUAUGAGCAAGCUGAAGCUUUCUUAAAUAUGGUUGAGACAUCGAAAUCUUCAUCUUUGCCUACGAGUCAAGCAACUAACAAUCUAACUGCACCCAAUAACGGAUCUACUGCCUCAUUUGACGAUUCUUCAAAGAGGAUAGGUGACAAUGUAGAUGCUGCAGGAAUUAAGGACUUAACGCAGGAGAAUGUAAAUAAUCUUCUAGAAAGUAAGAGAAAUUCUGCUAGGGAAGCCGUUUCUCAAAGUGCAGAAAAUGGCUCGAGAUCACCAAUUUCUUCAACACCAUUGACUGAAGGCGAAAAGCAAGUUAUUGAGCAGUUUGAACCUGGUGUUUAUGUAACUUUGGUUGUGCUUUCAAAUGGUACCAAGAUUUUCAAACGCGUUAGAUUCAGCAAGAGAAGGUUUGAUGAGCAGCAAGCAGAAGACUGGUGGAAUAAAAACAAAGACAGGCUGCUUAAGAGGUACAACCCAUCAACAAGCAGCUCUACGCCAACAGGCUCACCUAAAACUCAACCAUCUACAGAGGAAAGCAAUGAAGUUCCAUCAGCUUCCAAAGUGGAUCUAUAGGAAUCCCAAGGGGAUUGCUUUAGAAUAGCAGCAUCAGGUUUCUACCAUAUCAUUUAGCAGAUUUCGUUCCAGACAGAAGCAACAAGAGAAGAUUCAACUCCAGAAUAAGACAAGGUAAACUCCACUUUCUUCAAGUGGGGCAAAGAAGACAUCGAAGGUUAGUUAAUUUGGACGCAUAAAUAACCUCACAGUGACUUCUCCAUUCAUUUAUUCUUUAUUAUUUCAUUUCAUUUUCAGCAUCUCCUUAAUUGCGUCGCCAUUCAUUUUCUUCUAGCUUCUGAUGAUGAUGAUGCUGAUGUUUCUAGAAUUGAGAAGUUCUAAUUUAGUGUUGUACUCGUUCCCUGUGAAGCUCCAUUUCAUCCUCUCCUGUUUAAAAAACUUUUCAAUGGGGUUAUUAUGGCCGUUUCCCUCAUUCUUGGUGAACUUCAAUAGUGAAGAAGAUUUGUUUAGUUCAGGCUAUUA